Messenger RNA from Lobosporangium transversale, 4305 nucleotides. RefSeq lists its product as hypothetical. The transcript is spliced from 3 exons. The record is from RefSeq and is a predicted model, not a curated record. Bases 1 to 4305 code for a protein of 1434 amino acids. Lineage: Eukaryota; Fungi; Mortierellomycota; Mortierellomycetes; Mortierellales; Mortierellaceae.
AUGACUUCCAACCAGGCGUCUAGCGCCUCUAGUCGUAUAGAGAUUGUUCCUUAUUCGCCUCCGGCGAGCAAGAAAGGCAUUCCUAUUGAGCGGCCUUAUAGCUAUUACAAGGUCGCACCCAAAUUACCACAGAGCGUAACUGUUAUUGACUCGCCCUUUGGUCCUCCGGAACCCGUUUCUACUAUAACUACAACCUCCCAGAGCCAUCGAAAUAUUGGGACUAGCUCUUCCAACUAUUUGAAACUUCCCUCUCAAUCAAACCCAUUCAUUCCACCAGCACAGUUCCAGCCUCCUACAUUGCAACAGCGACACCACCAUCAACAGAACCAGACUCAAUGUCAUAAUCACACCGCUUUACGGGAAGAUAGCACCAGGAAAGAGCAACCAUAUCCAGAGGAGUCAAUUCCUGCUAAAACAGAGCCAUCUUCAUCAGGACCUGGGGUCUCUAUGGCCAAUCAAACGAUAGCUUCGAACAAUACCACACGAGAUCAAUCCAACUCUGGUAAGCAUCUUCCCAAGGUCUCGGCAUGGACCGAAAUACAUGACUGUGUGCCCUCAGCCGUGUCGAAUGCAACUGAAGGCGCAACUCGACAGCCAUCAGAUAGGAUUCGACCAACGCGUAGUCGCAGCAACGGUAGUGGAUCACUUCAGGCAAGACAUCAAUAUGAACAAGAGCAACUUCAUCUGAAACAGGGACAAAACUCUAAUGUCGCAUUACAACAGCAGCCAAAGCAGCCUAUUCGUAAACUAUCGAGUGGUAAUUUGUUUCGUAUAGCUCGUCAGGCAUCAGACUCUGCAUUCCGAGGCAUGGGACUUUCAAGGAAGGCAUCGGAAAAAAACCAAAAGAGCUCCCAAAAACAGGAGAUAGGUACUUCAUCUAACUUUACGACGUAUGAGCAAACAGUACAGGCUUCGAUCCAGCAAAAUAGUAGUCGGUCGCACAAAGUGCAUCAGCAUGAAGAUGCUAUAGGACGCAUAGAUGCAAACAGUGGCAAUGGAAGCCUCGGUCAUCAGGACCAGAAUUAUGAAACCUCGAAGGGAUCCGAUACUGAUUUGGGACGCAAUAGGCCUCUGCUUGAUGUCAAACCAUCUAACGCAUCUGAUCAUCGGACACCCACUAGAGGUAGCUCUCUCAACGAUCAAAAGACACCCACCAAAGGUAGCUCUCUCAACGACCCAAAGACAGACUCUGGGGCUUUCCACAGUCGACAAAAGGCCCAGCACCCUUUACAAUACCCAUACCAAGAAGCAACUACCAUGUCGAAUGAACCUAUUAUAACCAUAGAUGCUUCUUUGGUAGCAAAUGUCAUCCAGGACGCUUAUGGAGGAACAACAGAUGACUGGCGACAAGCACAGCAGGCAGAAAAAGAGGCCUCAGAGCGAAUGAAUAUGAAGGACUCUGAUCCUCAUGAACGUUCCCGCCACACUUCUAUAAACUCUGUUAGCACUUUGAAUCUACCCCCAUCAGCGACUGUACAGCAACCAAUGUCGUCUCUUGAUAGGUCGACUAGUAGAAUGCUAAUUCCUGAUAGGGAUAGGUCAGCGCACCAAUUAGGCUCCAUGAACCCUUCUAUGAAUGCUGGACAUCACGAUGGGGCAUCUGAGCCAACAGUGGGAAGCCUAUCCCUUGCUAAAGCUACUGUUCAGACCGGAGGUAUUUUGGCUCAGUUGAAAGCAGCAACAGAUGCUGGACAGGUAGUUGAUCCUCUCCGAGAGAUCUGGUCUCAGAAAGAAGGUCGCUACAUCCAGCGAUCUAAUACCGCUCCAUAUUCUCAUCGUGAAGACAGGACAGCCCAGGAAGAGGGAAGCCCCGGUUUUCUCUCUAAAAAUGGACCAAAAGGCUCACUGGAGUAUAGUAAAAGUGAAGGUUAUACGGCUAUUUCUCGUAACAACCGACAGCAAAAACGAACUCAAGACCAAUCACAUCAACAACCAAAGCAGCAAGAGGCCUCACCGCCUCUACCACCGCCACCGCUUCAUGAUAAUAGCCAACCGAUACCGAUCAAUGAUCAACUACCAGAAGUUCCUGCCAAAGAUCAGCAACAUGAUCAAAAUGGGGCAUACAACCAAUCCUAUCAAUCGUCUAGCCAUCAGCUCUUUCAUGAUCAGCCUCAGCAGCAUCUCAAUCACCACCAACAGCAGCGAUAUGCUCUCUCCAGAUCGCGAGCCAUGUCUAACGAAUCUUUGUUGUAUGCCAACAAAGAUCUGCCUCCAACCCCUAGCCGGACGCCAUUGCCUGCUGCUGUUCAGGAAAUUGCGGACCAACAGGCACAAAAUCGCCGAGCAGAUUCCCGGUCCCAGGCGCAACGACGACCUCGCUCGCGUAGCGAGAGCACUCCAGGAAGCGCCAGACGCCCUCGUCAACCAGUCGCGGACUGGGGUUCAGGCGCAUCCAUGGCUUCUAAAGCUCCCUCGCGUUCAAUGACCCCUCCACCCAAUAGGCUGAUUUCACAUGAGCAAUCUUUCAGCCAUGGGAAUAUCCUUCGUGGAGGGAGCAACGUUCAACAUGGUUCAAUACAAAGCAAUCCGGUAGCAGAUCAAAAAGAGCGGAUUCAGUAUGGGAACGAUUUAUUGCCGUUGCCAGUGAUCCCUUCACCAGAUGAGAGUCUUAAGAAAAAUGCCAAUUUGGGUAUUUUGCCUCAGGAAGUCUUAAAAACUCUAGAUUCUCAAACCAUUCAGAAAAUUAUUACACAGGCUGUCAUUGCUAGCCGUGUCUAUAAAGCAUUGUCUUUCGAAGAGGUUGAGAGCCUAAAGAAGGAAGAAAGAGAUCUCCAAAAGUAUGUCGAGGCGCUCAACGUAUCUCUUAUAAUUGAGACCCGAAUGCGUGACGCAUCUCACUCUUUGAUCCGCCUUCAUGAGACCAAUACUAAUAUCGAAGCAGUAAAGACUACAACAAACCAGUUACAUGCCACUACUCGUAAGAUGGAUCAGAUAGUCCAAAAGUCACAUCAGUCCAUGGAACGACUUUUGGAGAUUCAGCGCUUGCUUCUUCAACAUGAAGGGGCAGUCUUAAAUGCGGGUAUGCGACGCCUGGAUGGUGAGAAUAGAGAGCUUACAAGAAUGAUUCACGAACUGGAAACAGCCAGAGACAAAGAGAAAGAGGAGAAGCUCAAGUGGAAAAAGGAGCAUUCGCAGCUCCGGAUACAGAGCAUGAUCUUCCCAAAUCCUCCAGGCAUAGAGAAUUAUACGAAUGCAUUAGCUCAAGGUGAUAGCGUCCCUUUCACCGCACGAGAAUGUAACUCUCCUUCGGUUAAUCGGUCUCAGCAGCAGCAACAGCAACAACAGCAAUCUGGUGAAAUCACCAUGUCGCCUUCUCAUCAACAACAACCCGAUGCCCGCCUGGCCGCCUUAGAGAAAUACAUGAGAGAGCUCAACGAAGAGAUCAACAAAAAGGAUGAGAGUAUCGGCCAGUUCGAGAGCCAGUUACGUCUGAUCAAUGACUGGGCAAAAGAUUUUCCAGGCUUCCUCAAAGUUAAGCUCAACGUUGAAGAAUACUCCGAAGAUAUGGCAUUUCCAACAAUGCUGUCCGCUGCAGAGCGAGGAGCCAACCUCCAGAAGCGACUGAUACAACUUCAAUCUAGGGUCGAGGACGGGUUCCGAGCUUUAGAAGCUAAUGCACAUGAACUGGAGCUAAAAGCAAAGGAUGCCGAAGACGCCAAGAACAGGGCACUCGAGUUUGCAGCAACAGCCCUAGCAAAUUCAGCCAUGAUACAGGAUACCGAUAGUUCUACUCAACCCUCGUCUAAGUCGAGCCGAGGAGAAGCUGCACUAUCGGGAUCCAGGCAACGAGAACAGUAUCAAUCCCAACCGCAGCCGCAGCCGCAGCCACAGCCUCAGCCUCAGUCGCAUCCUUCUCGUCUGCAGAGCCCUUCCAACCGUUCUAAAUCUCCCUUGAGCGAGACGCAUUAUCCGCAUUCCCAGCAUCCACUACAGCAUUCUUCUACCAACACUGUCGAUUCUGAUUUGAACAUGCUCAAUGGCAGCCUUUUAGAAUUGCAAAAAAUAACGUUCGAUGAUCAGCAAGCUUCCACAUCUUCUUUUUCAUCCGUAUCGCCUUUACCUUUACCUUCAUCGAGUGGCUCUUCAGCACUCGCACCAGGCCAUGCUACUGCAUCAAGCCGACAUUUAAGCAGAGGAGACAAUGUAAAUCAACAAGAGCUGGCUCGGCGCACUCCUUAUUCAAAGCAGAAGCUCAAGGAUGAUUUUGUGAUUGGAGAUGCGCACGAGGAAAUCAGGCGGCUCAACGCUAUGGUUGAUGAACUUGAACGUGUGGUGAAGCUGAGGAUGCUUCAGGAGAAACAAUAG